Messenger RNA from Humulus lupulus (European hop), 1488 nucleotides. RefSeq names its product probable N-acetyltransferase HLS1. Lineage: Eukaryota; Viridiplantae; Streptophyta; Magnoliopsida; Rosales; Cannabaceae. The record is from RefSeq and is a predicted model, not a curated record. Gene Ontology annotation, molecular function: acyltransferase activity, transferring groups other than amino-acyl groups. The transcript has 3 exons. Bases 16 to 1263 code for a protein of 415 amino acids.
UAUACAUAUAUAUAAAUGGAGGUUCAAGAGGAGUUGGUGAUGAUAAGUGUGAGAGAGUUGGAUCUAAAAAAAGAUAGCGCAGCCGUGGAAGAGUUAGAGAGCAGGUGUGAAACGACAGCUUCCGCAGGCAAAAUGUCUCUCUUCACUCAUCUCUUGGGUGACCCCAUUUCCAGAAUCCGCCACUCGCCCUCCUUCCUCAUGCUGGUAGCCGAAGUGGGUGUCGAGAAAAAGAUAGCAGGGAUCAUCAGAGGUUGCAUAAAAACUGUUACUUGUGGUCAAAAGUCGAUUCGUUCAGUCUCACAUACUAAUAAAAAUGGUCAUGAUAGUGCUACUGCUACUCCACUUUGCGCCAAGUUGGCUUACAUUUUGGGACUUAGAGUCUCCUCUUCUCAUAGGCGAAAAGGUAUUGGGUCGAAGUUAAUCAAGAAAAUGGAAGAAUGGUUCAGAAAAAACGGGGCAGAAUAUUCGUACAUGGCCACUGAGCUUGAUAAUGAAUCAUCACUAAACCUCUUCACCCGAAAAUUCCACUACACCAAGUUCCGCACUCCUUCCGUUUUGGUCCAACCCGUUUUCGCUCACCCACUCCCAACCUACAAAAACCGAGUUACCAUCUUCAAACUCACCCCAACCGACGCCGAGUCACUCUACCGCAGCCGAUUCUCCGCCACCGAGUUUUUCCCGAGCGACAUUGAUCGAGUUCUCAACAAUAAGCUCCAUCUCGGGACCUACGUGGCCGUUCCGGCAGGGUCUUACUCGUCCGAGUCGUGGCCGGGUUCCGCCGGGUUCUUGUCUGACCCGCCCGAGUCGUGGGCGGUCGCCAGUGUUUGGAAUUGUCAGGAGGCCUUUAAGUUGGAAAUCAGAGGCGCGUCGCGUGCACGGCGUUUGGCGGCUAAGGUUACGCGCGUUUUGGAUAGGGCUUUGCCGUGGAUGAGAAUCCCGUCGGUGCCGGAGGUGUUUAGGCCGUUUGGGAUGGUGUUUUUGUAUGGUUUGGGAGGAGAAGGCCAACGUGCGGGGAGAAUGGUUAGGGCGCUUUGUGGUCACGCGCAUAACAUGGCGAAGGAGUUGAGGUGUGGAGUGGUGGCCACUGAGGUGGCUAGUCGAGAUCCGCUGAGGUUAGCGAUUCCGCACUGGGAUAGGCUAUCGUGCGCCGAUGAUGUAUGGUGCGUAAAGAGGCUGGUGGAGGGUUACGGGGAUGGGCCUCUUGGGGACUGGACCAAGUCCAAAUCGGGCCUCUCAAUAUUUGUCGAUCCAAGAGAAGUCUAAAACUUUAAAAGAGAAUAUUUUGCAUUAAUUUCUUGGGUAUUUUUUUUUCUUCAUUUUUUAAAGUAGAAUAUAGCAAAAGAGCACUUGUGGUUGGUUCUGUAGAUUAUACACUGAUACAUAUGAGUUUCGCAUUAUCUAAUUCGGACGAUAUGUGGCGUGAUUCUCACACUGUUAUCAUUACAAAUAGAUCAACGUAGAAGAUUAUGGUUGGUCUCCUUUUAUUAA